AUGACUGACCGGCCAAGAUUUAUUCUGCCAAUCCUUCAAAUUUGGAUCUAUCUUCUUGUGGCUGACUCAACUUCAAAAUGCUUGAUUAAAGAUGACAAAGCCUUCUGUGCCCUGAGAAACCUGUAUGAGGUGCCAGUUUUGCCUCCCUGUAUAACUUAUUUGGAUCUAACCUUAAAUUACAUCAGUGAAAUCCAUGAGAAAUCCUUCCAUGGUUUGGAAGCACUACAAGUCCUUAUGAUCCAACAGCAGAAUAAUAGACUUGUCUUGAGGAAUAAUGCCUUUAGUGGACUCUCCAAUCUGACAAAACUAGAUCUGGCAUACAACAAGAACCUACAAGUGGAUCCAGGAGCAUUUAAUGGCUUAUUCAACCUUCAGAUACUCAAUCUUACAGAAUGCAGAUUACCUGACUCUAUUCUUUCAGGAGACUAUCUGAGACCUCUGGUCUCUCUGGAGCAGCUUUUACUACCUGGAAAUAAUAUAUAUAAAAUCCGUCCCGCUUCUUUUUUUGUCAACAUGAGCAAAUUGCAUAUUGUAGACAUCUCUCAUAACUGGAUUAAGAGUUUUUGUGAAGAAGAUUUACUCCGUUUUCAAGGUAAACACUUCACUCACCUCAAACUGCGUGACAUCAAAAUGUCUGACAUGUCUCCGUAUUGGUCUGGAUGGAGUAAAUGUGGAAACCCGUUCAAGAACAUGUCUAUGACGGUGCUUGACUUGUCUCUCAAUGGCUUCAGCGUUGACAUGGCAGUGCUGUUCUUUAAAGCAAUCAGAGGAACCAAAGUUCACAAUCUGAUCCUUAAUCAGAGUGGCAGCAUGGGAAAGGGAGUUUGGUACUCCAACCUGAAAGACCCAGACAGGAAUACAUUUAUAGACCUGUCUGAGAGUGGUGUUAAAGCUCUGGACCUGUCCAGUGCCAGCAUUUUUGCUCUUAAAAAUUCGGUAUUCUAUUAUAUGCCAAAUCUGGAGGAAAUCUCAUUAGCUGUUAAUUCAAUCAACCAAAUUGAAAGAGAUGCUUUUUAUGGACUGGACAGUUUAAGAAUGCUCAAUCUGUCUCAUAACCUUUUGGAUAAAAUUGAUUCUGGAACAUUUCAGAAUUUAAAAAGUCUAGAGACACUGGAUUUAUCUAAUAAUAACAUAAGGAUGCUUAUGUCUAAGUCAUUUCAAGGACUGCCCAAUCUAGCUCAGCUCUUUCUCUCUGAAAAUUCAUUACAAUCUGUCCAUACAUUCACCCACCUUCCACAACUCAAAAAGCUCUUCUUAGACAAUAACAAAAUUACAUCGUUGUAUGGUCUUCCAAGCCAAGCAAGAAACAUCACAACUAUUGAUUUGAGAUAUAACAGGUUAAGUAAUGCUGAGAGCUUCUACACGAUAUUAGUAGAAUUCCCCAAUAUUGAACAAAUAUACCUUGGAGGCAACCACUUUUCAUGGUGUUCCGUUAAUGCUAAAUAUUCUGUGUCACCUUUAAACAAUGUCCAAAUUCUUGACCUCCAAAUGACCGGCUUGCAAAAUCUCUGGUCACAAGGACAGUGUCUCGACAUGUUUGACCACCUUCACCAGUUAAAGACACUUUUUCUUCAACAAAACAUGAUAUAUUCUCUUCCUAAAGACAUUUUCAAGGGACUUACCUCAUUAAACACUUUAGACUUAUCCUUCAACUCCGUAAUCUACAUAUCUAACAAUAUAUUUCCUAAAAGUCUGAGGAUACUCAGGCUUGCUCACAAUACUCUUGGUUCUGUUGAUCCACAAGCCUUCAGCACGUUGACCAUAUUAGAGUUAUCUGGAAACCAGUUUCUUUGUAAUUGUAGCCUGAGAGACCUCCAGAGAUGGUUAAAUCGUACAGAUGUGCGAAUGUUUACCCCUGCUCAGGAACUGAUGUGCAAGUUUCCCAAACAGCAGCAAGGAAAACCUUUUCUCCAAGCUGCAUUGUGCAAGGACCAGAAGAAAGAAAGAAAUGUAACAAAGUUUAAAUGUCCUAUCAAAACUAUAAUUCAUCCUGUUCAUUGUGUGACUUUGUGA
Molecule: messenger RNA, 2013 nt
Organism: Neoarius graeffei (lesser salmon catfish)
Lineage: Eukaryota; Metazoa; Chordata; Actinopteri; Siluriformes; Ariidae
Product: toll-like receptor 5
Exons: 2
Coding region: 1-2013 (670 amino acids)
Molecular function (GO): protein binding
Source: RefSeq, a predicted model, not a curated record